Penicillium coprophilum is the source of this 1953-nucleotide messenger RNA. RefSeq names its product GMC family oxidoreductase. Gene Ontology annotation, molecular function: flavin adenine dinucleotide binding; oxidoreductase activity, acting on CH-OH group of donors. The record is from RefSeq and is a predicted model, not a curated record. The coding region runs from base 1 to 1953 and encodes 650 amino acids. The transcript has a single exon. NCBI's taxonomy places the organism in Eukaryota, Fungi, Ascomycota, Eurotiomycetes, Eurotiales, Aspergillaceae.
AUGAUUCUUUCUUAUAUAUUUGGCCUGCUGGUAGCCACAUCCGGCCUGGCCAAGGCCGUCAAUAUCACCGGCUAUGAAUAUGUCGUCGUCGGUUCCGGUGCUGGUGGUGGUCCUCUGGCUGCUCGCCUUGCUUUGGCUGGCCACAAGACACUGCUCCUUGAGGCUGGUGAUGACCAGGGUGAAAACUACAACUACACCAUCCCCGCCUACUCCGCCAGAGCCUCCGAGGACGAGAAGCUUGCGUGGAACUUCUUCGUUCAUCACUACGAGGACGAGGAGCGCCAGGCGCGCGACUGGAAGGUCAGCUAUGACACGCCUGAUGGUCAGAUCUACACUGGCCUAAACCCUCCCGAGGGCUCAACCAUGAAGGGUACCCUCUAUCCUCGUACGGGUACUCUCGGUGGUUGCACUGCCCACAAUGCUUUGAUUGCAGUCUACCCCCACCAGUCUGACUUCGAGUACAUUGAGACUAUCACCAGUGAUAACUCUUGGACACCUGACAACAUGCGCAAGUACUUCACUAAGCUUGAGAACAACGGUUACGCCCUUCCCGCAUCCAAAGCUAAGGACCAUGGCACCGAUGGCUGGCUGUCGACCGAAACUGCGCCUCUUAGCAUUGUCUUGAAGGAUCAGCAGCUCCUUAGUAUGCUCACCGGUGGUGCCUUUGCACUCGGCAACUUCACCGAUCACCUCAUGAAUCUUGGCACUCUGCUGCUUGGCGAUGCCAAUGCCGAUAGCAAGUCUCGUGAUACCGACCCCGGAUACUACCAGAUCCCCAUUGCCACUGAUGACGCCCACCGGAAUGGUCCUCGCGAGUUCAUCAUCGCUGUCCGCGAUGCCAAGAACGACGAUGGCUCGAAGAAGUACCCUCUUGAUGUCCGCAUGAACACCCACGUCACCAAGGUGACCUUCGACGAGAGUGACACCAACGCCCUGCCCCGCGCCACCGGUGUCGAGUUCCUUGAGGGUGAACACCUCUACAAGGCCAGCCCUAUGUCACGGUCCGCUCUCCCCGGUACCCCCGGUUCCGCCACCGCGUCCCGCGAAGUCAUCGUUGCCGGUGGAGUGUACAACUCUCCCCAGAUCCUCAAGCUGAGUGGUAUCGGACCCGCCGAGGAACUGAAGAAGUUCGGUAUCAAGGUCAUCAAGGAUCUCCCCGGCGUCGGUACCAACCUACAGGACCACUAUGAGAUCUCCGUUCAGGCUAGGCUCGAGAAGGACUUCUCCUGCUUGGACAAGUGCACCUUCAGCAUUCGCGGCGAGGAUGACCCGUGUAUCAACGACUGGGAGUCUCCUGUCCUUGGUGACCGCGGUAUCUACUCCUCCCCCGGUCUCGCCGCCACCAUGCUAUACAAGAGCUCCACUGCCGGCGAUGACUUCGACAUUUUCGAAUUCGGUGGCCCAGUCAACUUCCGUGGUUACUUCCCUAACUAUAGCAUCAACGCUACUGAUGAGCACAACUGGUUCUCCUGGGCUAUCCUCAAGGCUCACCCCCGUAACUCUGCCGGUACUGUCGCUCUGCAGUCUGCUGAUCCUCUCGACAUGCCAAAGAUCACCUUCAACUACUUCGACACCGGUGUUGGUGACUACGAUGCCGAUCUCACUGCUCUCUACGAGGCCAUCGAGCUUGCACGUGAUGCGUUCAAGCGCCAGCUCGUCAACGUCACUGAGGUCAUGCCCGGUCCCGAUGUCCAGACUGAGGAGGAAAUCAAGAACUAUGUCAAGGAUGGCGCUUGGGGCCACCACGCCUCUUGCACUUGCCCUAUUGGCGCUGACGAUGACCCAAGGGCUGUCUUGGACUCCAAGUUCCGUGUCCGUGGUGUCUCUGGUCUUCGUGUCGUUGAUGCUUCCGUUUACCCCAAGAUCCCCGGUACUUUCACCGCUGUGUCUACUUACAUGGUUGCCGAGAAGGCUGCUGAGGACAUUCUCAACGGACUUGAGGCAAGCUCUUAA